Molecule: messenger RNA, 6216 nt
Organism: Necator americanus (New World hookworm)
Lineage: Eukaryota; Metazoa; Nematoda; Chromadorea; Rhabditida; Ancylostomatidae
Exons: 40
Coding region: 1-6216 (2071 amino acids)
Biological process (GO): proteolysis; extracellular matrix organization
Cellular component (GO): extracellular matrix
Molecular function (GO): serine-type endopeptidase inhibitor activity; metalloendopeptidase activity
Source: RefSeq, a predicted model, not a curated record
AUGGCGCUGUACUGGGACAGCACCGCUAUCAAGAUGUCACCUUAUCGUAUUGACCUUCGCGGUUUUAUGGUCUACACUAUGAAGGCGCUACUGGUAUCAGUGGCGCUUUUCCACGCCUUAGAAGCGUUUUCGUUGUCGUUCUUCUCUAGUCAGCCUUCUACACCAUACCUGCAUCCUCUGUCUCCUCCUGAAACCAGCCCAGCCUCUGCAAGAGCUAAGCGACAAGCCUAUCAGGUAUAUGUUGAUGGCGAGUCAUCCGUGAGUCUUGACAAAACCGGACAAACAGAAUCGGGACCGUGGGGACAGUGGACACCUGAGGAAUGUUCGCGAACAUGCGGCGGUGGAGUGCAAAUCGAAAAGCGACAGUGCUCCGGAGACUGCACCGGUCCGUCGGUCCGCUACGUCUCCUGUAAUCUCGAUCCAUGCGCCGAAGGUACAGAUUUUCGAGCCGAGCAGUGCGCCGCUCACAAUGACGACGCCCUGGAUGGCAGCUAUCACAAAUGGCAACCAUACAAAGGAAAGAAUAAAUGUGAACUGCUGUGCAAACCCGAAGGCGGCAAUUUCUACUAUAAGUGGGACGAGAAAGUCGUCGAUGGCACCAAGUGCGACGCCAAGGGUGAAGAUAUUUGCGUGGAUGGUGUUUGUCUUCCAGUUGGAUGCGACGGGAAACUCGGAUCUGCUCUGAAAGUCGACAAAUGCGGUGUUUGUGAUGGUGACGGCUCGAAAUGCAAAACAAUAGAAGGCACAUUUGACGAGCGAAACCUUUCACCUGGAUAUCAUGACGUCAUGCGGCUACCUGCUGGUGCCACAGCAAUCAAAAUCGAAGAAGCUCGGCCGAGUUCCAAUAAUCUGGCGUUGAAAAACUCGUCGGAGCACUUUUUCCUGAAUGGAAAUUCGAUGAUCCAGGUGGAAAAAGAUGUGGAGUUGAACGGAGUGCACUUUGAAUAUGAUGAUUCAAAGCCUGAACGUAUCACAGCGAAGGGACCGUUGAAGGAGGAUGUUACCGUAUCAGUGUUAUUCCGCAAAGGAAACCGCGAUGCGGCGAUCAAGUACGAAUUUUCGAUACCUCUCAUGGAGGAUGUCGACUAUAUGUACAAACCUGGAGAGUGGUCAUCGUGCUCAGUGACUUGUGGAAAAGGUGUGAUGACUCGUACCCCGUACUGUAUCGACACGAAAUCACAGCGACGAGUAAAUGAUGCUCUUUGCGAUAACGCCAAUUAUACUAAGCCUGAGCAUGAGAAACCGUGCGAGACUGUCGACUGUGAUUCCGAAUGGUUCGAAGGCGAUUGGGAGCCAUGCUCACAAACUUGCGGUGAUGAAGGAGAACAGUAUCGCGUGGUUUACUGUCACCAGAUUUUCGCAAAUGGUCGUCGUGUCACCGUUGAGGACGGGAAUUGCACCUCCGAGCGACCAUCGGUACGGCAAGUAUGUAACAGAUUUUCGUGCCCUGAAUGGCAAGCCGGCCCUUGGUCAGCCUGUUCAGAGAAGUGUGGAGAUGCUUUCCAGUAUCGAUCGGUGACUUGCAGAUCAGAAAAAGAGGGAGAAGAAGGAAAGCUACUUCCAGCAGAAGCAUGUGAUUCCGAAAAAACAGUAGAAUCGCAACGCAGCUGCAAUCUUGGACCGUGUGAAGGUCUCAAAUUCUUCACUACUGACUGGAAAUUGUGUUCAAAAUGUAAUGACACUGAGGAAACCCGUGAAGUUACAUGCAAAGACAACAUGGGUAGAGCUUAUCCAUUGGAGAAAUGUUUGACUGAGGAAGAGAAAGAAAUUCCAUCCGACACGAGAGCUUGCGCCACCCAACAGCCGUGCAUCUACGAAUGGACUGCCAGCCAAUGGUCUAAAUGUUCAACGGAAUGCGGACAUGGACACAAAACCAGACGAGUGAUUUGUGCUAUCCAUGAAGAAGGCGAUAUUACGAUAGUUGACGAAGCUCUGUGCAGUGGUGAGAAGCCGGAAGACAGGACAAAUUGCACCAACGAGGAGAAAUGUACUGGAACGUGGUACAACAGCCCAUGGUCUCCCUGCAGUGCUGAAUGUGGUGGAGGAACUCAAGAAAGAGUAGCCGUUUGUUUAAACUACGACAAGAAACCUGUGCCGGAAUGGUGUGAUGAGGCCACGAUGCCAGUUCUCACUCAGGAAUGCAAUCUUGAUCCUUGUCCAACUUGUUUCGACUCCGAGUUUGGUUGCUGCCCGGACAACACAACUUUUGCGACAGGAGAGUUCAACCAGGGAUGCUCAAACUGCACCUUAAGCGAAUUUGGUUGCUGCGCUGACAACUAUACGGAGGCCACUGGCAAAAACAGCAUGGGUUGCGAAGAGUUUGUCGAGUCACCGUUGAAUCUCGAUGAAGGCAAGGAGCAGGAAGGAUCUGGCGAUCAUGACGCUAAGCCUACGGAAUGCCAAGUCACCAAUGAAGAGGGUGAGAUGGCCACUGUCGACUGUGCCGUUGCUAACUCUACAGCUACAGACGUUGAGGACCUCUUCGGUAAUGGAACCGACACUAAUGUCACUAUGCAUUGUUCGAAAUCUGAAUUUGGAUGCUGUCCGGACUGGUUUACGCCCGCGGAAGGACCGAACAACGCCGGUUGCCCUGUAUUUGUUCUUGGAGUCUGUAACGAAACAGAAUACGGUUGCUGCCAUGAUGAUGUCACGUUGGCACGUGGACCAAACCUUGAAGGUUGUGGUGAACCCACUUGUGCUGGAUCUCUUUAUGGGUGUUGUAAGGAUCGCAAGACUAUCGCUUUUGGACCACAUUAUGCCGGAUGCGAGAGAUCUUCCUUCCCUUGUGAGCUGUCCUCGUUCGGUUGCUGCUCCGAUGGCGAGACAGCCGCACUUGGGCCUAAUGGCACUGGCUGUGGAGAGAAUUGUUUGACUACUAAAUAUGGUUGCUGCCCAGACGGUAAAGGCAUCGCGAAAGGUCAUCAUAAUGAAGGAUGCGGCUGCGUUUAUGCACAGUAUGGGUGCUGUCCUGAUGGAAAGACAUCUGCUAAAGGUGCCGGCUUCUACGGAUGUCCAGAUAGCUGCGCGCAAAGUCAAUUCGGAUGCUGUCCAGAUGGCAAAACGCCAGCUAGAGGGUCUCACAAAGAAGGCUGUCCUUGCCAGUACACUCGCUAUGGAUGUUGCCCAGAUGGAGAAACUACGGCUCUUGGACCCAGAAAUGACGGCUGCGACGAUUGCAGAUAUGCUAAGUAUGGCUGCUGCCCAGAUGGUGAAAACAAAGCCAUUGGUCCAGAUUACGCAGGAUGCCCAUCCACCACGCUUGCGCCAUUCCUUCUUGGAGGCACUGUUGCACCUUCAAAGAUCUCCUCAUGUGCCCUUCCACAGGAUCAGGGAACAGUGUGCUCGUCCGGAUACAAACUUGUGUGGUAUUACGACACUACUGAGGGACGUUGCUCACAAUUCUGGUACGGAGGUUGUGACGGUAACGACAACCGAUUUGCCACUAAGGAACAAUGCGAGACAAUUUGCGUUGAACCCCCAGGCAUUGGACGUUGCUACUUGCCGAAGGUCGAAGGACCGUUGAGAUGUGAUGUACCGCAGGCUAAAUACUGGUAUGACUAUAACACCAAGCAGUGUGCUGCGUUCUGGUGGAGAGGAUGUCACGGCAAUGCCAACAAUUUCGGCUCAUGGGAGGAGUGCAGCACUUUCUGCAAAGAUGUUGGACCAUUCGAGGUUCCAACCACAUCACCUCCUCCAUCACCACCUCAACCUUUCGUACAACCAGUGGAAGUGCCUGAAAUCGGCCAUGAGGUUGUUGCGCAUCCAGUCGUUGACGAGGUACCUACACCAAGAGUUGAAGAACGACGACGACAGCCAAUGCCGACUAUUGAGGAGGUAUGUAGAUCCACGCAGGACUCGGGACCCUGUCAGGAUUAUUCAGAUCAAUACUACUAUGAUGCAUAUAAAGGAACCUGUCAGACGUUCAUCUACGGUGGUUGCGGCGGAAACCUUAACAGAUUCCGGACGGAAGAGGAAUGCAUGCAAAGAUGUGGAUUCCUGAAUCCAACUGCUGUUGCUUCACAUGGUGGACAUCAAAUGAAUCCUAUGCAUCAAGGACAUGAACAUCAACCACAACAUCAGCCACAACAACAGCAACAACAACAGCAACAACAACAGCAACAACAACAUCAACAACAGCCACAACAUCCGGAACAACUGCGCCAACCAGAACUGGUACGACCACCGCCGCCGGUGGUUCCGCAGCAACAACCUUACGGAAACCAACCGCAUCCCCAGAUGAAGUCACGACAGGUGUGUCACCUACCGCUUGAUGUCGGAAAGUGCCAAGGAUCGUUUGACAGUUGGUACUAUGAAAUGGCCACCGGAUCAUGUGUUGAAUUUAAAUAUUCCGGAUGUUCGGGUAAUGCUAAUCGAUUUGCCUCGAGAGAAGAUUGCGAAUCGACGUGUGUUCGUCGAUCUGACGUUUCUACCAACGGAGAUUCCGGCCAGGAGACAACUUCCAUUUGCGACGAGAUUAAGGACACCGGUCCAUGCACCAACUUCGUAACUAAGUGGUAUUAUAAUAAGGCUGAUGGUACGUGCAAUCGAUUCCAUUACGGAGGUUGCGAAGGGACCUUAAAUAGGUUCGACAAUGAGCAAAGCUGUAAAGCAGCGUGCGCAAACCAUAGAGAUGCCUGCUCAUUGCCGAAAGUGCAAGGGCCAUGCUCGGGUAAACACGAAUAUUUUUAUUUCAACACUAUUUCACAACAAUGUGAGAAAUUCGUCUAUGGUGGAUGUCUGGGGAACACCAAUCGUUUCUCGACGCAGGAAGAGUGCCAAUCACGUUGUCAACAGCGUACGGAGGACAACGGUGACCGUCUUGUUGACUUGUGCGAACAGGCGGGCCUCAUCAUCGCUUCAGCGUUUGAAAGAACUCAUCGACGCCAUCAGCUCACAGGGAAAAGCGUCUUAGAAGGAAGUUGCGUACAACUACAACAAGACCGCGAUAACGAGUGGAGAUCGAGAGCGAAGGAGAUUGAAAAGGCGUGGGAGGACAAGAACCCGCGAAAAGCCUAUGCUCUAUUAAAGCAGUAUAGCGGCAGAAUGAAAAGACGUUUUCCUGUCCUCGACACUGCUAGUGGAAAGACCGCCGGUGAAGUAGCCUUUCCAAUUUGGAAGGAUCACUUCAAGAACUUGCUGAACCAGCAAGUGCCGUCAGCUCCUGAACUCCGGCACUUUCAUAGGCCGACAUUUGCGGUUAAGGAGGAACCAAAGACACAGCCGGAGGUCUUGGUCUGUAUUCAAAAAAUGAAGAAUGGAAAAUCUGGCGGAGACGACGGGAUUAGCGCAGAAAUGCUAAAAUAUCUUCCUUCGUCUGGGAUUCGUGAGAUGACAAAGAUCAUCCGUUCAAUAUGGAUAGACGAAAGGAUACCUGAUUCAUGGAGACACGCUAUCAUAAUUCCCCUCCACAAGAAGUUAUCCGUCACGGACCCCAUGAAUUAUCGAGGAAUCUCUUUGCUGCGUGUUAUGUACAAGGUAUUGGAGCGCACUAUCCUGGAGCGACUCAUUAAACAUCGCGAAGAAACAACGCGCGACGAGCAAGCUGGCUUUCGUCCUGACCGAUCUACGAUUGACCAGGUGUUCAUCGUCAGGAGAGUGAUCGAAAUCUGGCAGCGGUAUUCGAAGCCAAUGCAACUAGCGUUUCUGGACUUUGAAGCCGCGUUCGACUCUCCUCACCGAGGCCGUCUUCUCAACGCGCUGAGCGCCGAUGGAGUACCAGGAAAGUUCGUUCGCUUGCUUGAUGACAUGAAUCAACGAACAACUGCUGCAGUUCGAACACCAGCCGGAUGUACAACACUGUUUGAAGUGGUAACUGGAGUAAAACAAGGGGCAGUGGCAGGACCUUUCCUGUUCAAUUUCGCAGUCGACGACAUUAUGCGAAGAACAGUCGACCAAUGUCCUGCCGACAUUGUCUUAGCACCAUCUGGGUGCCCCUUGACUGACCUCGAGUACGCCGACGAUGUUGUUAUGUUCGCGGAAAGAAGUAAAUGCAAGCAGAUGUGGAUCUCUUCGAGACCACGAACGGGAAUCAGGGUGGACGGACAACCGAUAGAACUCGUCGAUGAGUUCUGUUACCUAGGCUGUACACUGAAGAACAAUGGCAGCUACGAGAGAGAUGUUCAGCAAAGAUGCGCUAAGGCCACUUCUGCAUUUAACUCCUUAACGAAAUGCCUGUGGUCGACCCCCAUCACCAACGAAGUCAGGCUGCGAGUCUAA